GGACAACGCCAUUGCCAAAUUUUGUUUCUAACCAGCCUCAAAAAGUCGCGACUCGAAAGCUAUAGCCAAGUCACCAGAUUAGUUUAUUUUGUCACAUCGUAGAUUUCUAUCAGGUGAAGCUAGGAGGAAUACGUACAGGUUCGACCCUUACACAUGAUAAGUUUCUAUUCUCAGUCUCCAUCUCAUGUCCCUCAUGGUAAGUUUUGAAUCCAUAACUACAAAUACUCCACAUGGAACACAGAUUAAAUCCAUAUAUCUAACAAAUUUAUAGCAAAUCUUAUCUUUUCUUCAUUCCUCAAAGUCAGGCUUGUUAAAAGCAUCUAUCGAAUCAAAUUCACAGCAAGAUGAUGCGAUCAAAGUCUCAAGAUACCCGAAAGAUCCCACCUCGUACAGCACAAACCCAAGCCGUGCCUUCAAACAAUAGGGAAAUCAACCAAACGAGUGAAGUAGCUUUCAAAAGAACUAUUCCAGGCACAAAUGGUGUAAUAGCUAACACGACAAAGCGUUUUCAUCAUGGAAUUUGGAUUGAACCAUCAGCCAAAGAGUCUGAUCUAGAUUGUAGCCCUACUGACCAGCAGUGGAUAUUUGCUAAUAGUUUCAGUUCGGGAGAUAGUCUAGUCUCGCAGAAAGUUGAGAACAAGAUGUUUAAGCUUCUUCCAAAAACAGUUGCGGAAACGGAGAAGACAGAGGUGAAAGAGAAGAUAUCGAAGGCAUUCGUUGUAAAUACAAAGACAAUGAAUCUACCUGAGCCCGAUUCAACAUUCGAGACGCUUGAGAGUACGGAUAGAAGAAGUCGGCGAACACAUACAAAGGUCAAAACAUAUAAUGAUAAGACCUUGGCUAGGGGAGCUGUAUCUUCGAGUAGUGAGCAUCAAAGUGAUAGUGAUAUUUCAGAAAACACUACCCGGCAACAAAUCGUAUCACCUAAACAGCCUCAAAUGGCGAUGGAAGAUCCAGUCAGAUCACACGUUAGAUCAGAAUCUAGGUCGUUGGGCACGGAGCAUGAAGAUAUUAAGAGAAGAAGUCGACGAGCACAUCCGAAGGUCAAGACUUACAACACUAAGGUUCUAUCUGGCACAGCUAUACAUACUCCGACGAAGUUCAUAAAAGAUUACAAUCUAGGGGUUGAAGAACGGAGACAAAGUCUGCCACCUGGACGACGUAGAUGAAAGGGAAAAGUUUAAAGUACUCUGUACCAAGCAGACAUCGGAUUCACAGUUUGAGAAGCGUAGAUAUUGAAAAUCUCGGGAGAUACUGGAAGCAUAUGGAACUCCACAACAUCAUCCGUAUUGUUUACCCUGGCAAUCUUUACCACAAAAUAUUCCACUUUUGUGUAUCAUGAGAAAGUCACAUCAAGGCGUAGAGAAUUUAUCAAUGGAGUGGAGAUUAAAACUGGAGGAAACACAUGUUGAGGAAUUCAAUGAUUCUGCCUGGAGGGGACCAGCGAGCUACUUCUAAAGCGAAAUAGAACUGCAACA
Messenger RNA from Botrytis cinerea B05.10, 1478 nucleotides. RefSeq lists its product as hypothetical. The transcript has a single exon. The record is from RefSeq and is a predicted model, not a curated record. Bases 345 to 1169 code for a protein of 274 amino acids. Lineage: Eukaryota; Fungi; Ascomycota; Leotiomycetes; Helotiales; Sclerotiniaceae.